UCAGACUACCACCAUAUAAACUAUGCUGUGAAACAGACGAAUGUUCAGUCAGUUUAUCCACUGCCAUGACACCACCCUGACUCCACUCCACUAUCUAUCACAGCAGGAAAGGGCAAAUAAUCCAAACUGCCAACAGUUGUGUUUGGACCCCCAGGUCAAACAGACAUGGUGGAAUUACCUCAGAUCACACAUGCAAAAGGGACAUUUGGGCAGCGCACAGAGCUGGAAGGAGUGAGCGAGCUCUCUGAUUGGCUGAGCAGCGCGACGUGGACAUCGGUCAGUUACAGGCCUGUUGAAGCUGUGAGAACUACACUGUCACAGAGAGAAAGGUGAAGGAGGCCACAGGAUGAAGUCCAAAGGGAAGGCUCUUAAACCAUCCAGGAGGUCCUGGUCUGACCCAGAGCCAGAACUUGACACAGAACCAGAACCAGGUUCCAGUGAGCAGGAGGGCUCGGAGGCCUCGGUCCGGAUCGGCGGCUCCUGGAGGGGCUCGCUAAGGGGCGGGGACGGCAAGCGAAAGAGAGCUGGAGGCCGGCGGCGCAGGCAGCACGGCUCCAGCACCAAGGAACGAAGCGUCCGGCGACUGGAGAGCAACGAGAGGGAACGCCAGCGCAUGCACAAACUCAACAACGCCUUUCAAGCAUUGCGUGAGGCCAUCCCCCACGUCAACACCGACAAGAAGCUGUCCAAAAUCGAGACACUGACCCUGGCAAAGAACUACAUCAAAGCCUUAACCACCAUCGUCGUGGACUUGUCAGCGGAGUGCCUGCCCGCUGGAGGGGUCUCGUCCGAGGCCAGCACCGCCAAGCUGCUCCAGUGCUACCAGCAGCACCUGGAGGAGGAUGGGGAGGAUGAUCUCACCCAGUACCUCAACCACAUGCACAGCUUCACCAAGCGCAGCUAACAGUGGCUGAAAGGUGGUCUGGAGACCAGUCUCCAAGGCAGAGAGAGGUGUGGGGAAGAGCUUUAGGGCCAAAUCUCAAACCAUAUCCAGGUCCUUCAGGUGCACUGCUCUGGGAUCUGCUCAGAAGUGGUUCUCUGCAGGAAAUGGGUGCUGUUCCAGAUCAUAGACCUCUGACAUUCAAACCAUGCUUGACCAAAGAUAAAGGUGGGCUGUCAAGACUAGAACUUCAUGCAAAGUAUGAAACGAUUGGAGCACCAAUAUACAAAGCAUACAAAAAGACUGCAGACUGGAAGGUGAAGAGCAGAUGGAUUGUGGUUAUGAAGAGUGAUGAAGACUUAUUUGUUAUUGUACUCAGGGCUAAUCUUUCGCCAUUCUGUCUCUUUAUUUCUCAUCUUCUACGGUUUGAGCCAGGGCAGGAACUUGUUCUCCUUUGUGUUAUCUUAUGAUCUUCUGUGUGUUUUUCUGUUGAGAAACCUGCUGAGCGUUGCCUCUAGUCAUAACUGUCACAUCGAGGAGGAAAAGAAAUGCCUGAAUACUGAAAUGUUGAAGAUAGAAAGUGUGUUUGCUCAAGAGGACAAUUUCAGACCAUGUGUCUUCUUACAGGUUGUGCGCCAAUAGCUGGAGGGCAAAGAUGAUAUUUAAAGUGUGUGUUAUUUGAAUUUUUCAUGUCUCCAUGUCGUGAUAAAGAUCAGGAGAAACUAUUGGGUGAGUUAUUGUCAAUAA
This is a messenger RNA of Anoplopoma fimbria (sablefish), 1627 nucleotides long. RefSeq names its product basic helix-loop-helix family, member a15 (gene bhlha15). Bases 347 to 904 code for a protein of 185 amino acids. Gene Ontology annotation, molecular function: protein dimerization activity. Lineage: Eukaryota; Metazoa; Chordata; Actinopteri; Perciformes; Anoplopomatidae. The transcript is spliced from 3 exons. The record is from RefSeq and is a predicted model, not a curated record.